AUGGCCAGAGAGAUCAUAACGAAGAUGCUCAAACUCGCAGCUCUUCUUUUGACAGUAUCUCUUCUGUCAAGUCGAUAUGCAGUGAAUGGAAGAACAAUAUCCAUCGAUGUAGAGGUGGGGAAAGAGCUUGAAGCAAUAAGAAAGCACAGCUUACAAACUAUUAAUACAGAGUAUGGAGACAUAUAUGAUUGUGUGGAGAUAAGCAAACAACCUUCUCUUCACCAUCCCUUGCUUAAGGAUCACGAAGUCAAGGGAGUUGCAGCUCACAUAAACCUAUACAAUCCUGCUGUUCAAGAAUACCAACAAAGUGCAGCUUAUGUUACGGUUCAAAAUGGAAAUUCUGAUCGAGUGGGUAUUAUUCAAGCUGGAUGGAUGGUUUAUCCGCAUAUGAACCUUGAUUACCAGACAAGAUUAUUCACCCAGUGGGAUCAAAUAUAUCCUAAUGGAAGCAGGGAUCACUCUUACGGUACAAUGUAUCCAGGAUUCGUGGUUGUCAAUAAAGACAUUCCUGUAGAUGCACCUUUCCCCAUAGUCUCCACCGUCAACGGAACCCAAUUUUUUGAGUGGUUUAUGCUAACUAUGGUUAGAGGCUACACUCCUCAAGAGGAAUUACUUACCCAGUCACCAUCUACCCAAGGAAAGCAUAAGUCUAUCAAGCACAAGGAUCCGCUAAGUGGAGAUUGGUGGUGGUCAAUUGGGGAUGAUAACGUUCGAAUAGGUUACUGGCCAAAAGAAUUGUUCGUCGGAUUACAAGAAGGUGCCUCCAUUGGCAUAUUUGGUGGUUUGGCCGAGACAGACUAUGACGCCCUUGCUCCUCCUAUGGGAAGUGGCGUUUUUGAAGAUGGUAACUAUGAAACAACUUGCCAUAUGAAAGGAGUUCAAGUCAAUAUAGGAAAUUGUUUUGUAUCUCCUUAUGAUGAUUCUGUGUAUGUUCGACAAGUAAGGUGUUACAAAGCUGAUAAACAAGAUGUAAAUGGAGACUACCCAGUCCUAUUUGGAGGACCAGGUGGUUCUCCUGCUUCCUGUGUAUGA
Dovyalis caffra is the source of this 1032-nucleotide messenger RNA. NCBI's taxonomy places the organism in Eukaryota, Viridiplantae, Streptophyta, Magnoliopsida, Malpighiales, Salicaceae. The record is from the annotation of a GenBank genome assembly.